This is a messenger RNA of Ooceraea biroi (clonal raider ant), 1393 nucleotides long. RefSeq names its product 3-ketodihydrosphingosine reductase (gene Kdsr). The record is from RefSeq and is a predicted model, not a curated record. Gene Ontology annotation, cellular component: endoplasmic reticulum membrane. Gene Ontology annotation, molecular function: 3-dehydrosphinganine reductase activity. Gene Ontology annotation, biological process: sphingolipid biosynthetic process. NCBI's taxonomy places the organism in Eukaryota, Metazoa, Arthropoda, Insecta, Hymenoptera, Formicidae.
AUGUCUGUCCUGCUUGGAGGAACGCUCGUCGCGUUUGUUUUACUGACCGUCCUCCUGAUGAUCAGACAAUUCUUCUCGACCGGACGGCUGAAGAGCGUUAAGAACAGGCACAUUGUGGUAACCGGUGGCUCCAGCGGUAUCGGCAAGUGCGUGGCGAUCAUUGCUGCUAGACAUGGAGCGAACGUGACGAUAAUCGCCAGAGACGUUGACAAGUUGGAAGCCGCUAAGAACGAGAUCCUGCACGCCUGCAAGAACAAGGAUACGCAGAGAGUGGAGUACCUGUCCCUGGACGUCGGAGCGAGCUACGAGAAUGUUGAGAAAGCGCUGGCUGAUCUCGAGGGGACCAUGGGCCCGGUAUACAUGCUGGUGAAUUGCGCCGGUACCGCGAUCUGUGGCAAGAUAGAGGACACCACCAUAGACAAUCUGCAUUAUAUGAUGCGCAUAAACUUCUAUGGUACAUAUUACUGUAUCAAAGCUGUGACGCAGAGGAUGAAAGCUUCCAGGGAAGGAGUGAUUGUACUUACGGCGUCUCAAGCUGGUUUACUAGGUGUCUUUGGUUAUUCCGCCUACUCGAGCACAAAGUUCGCACUUCGCGGCUUGGCAGAGAGCGUAGCGAUGGAGCUGCAGCCGUACAACAUCUCGGUGACUCUGUGUCUGCCGCCGGACACGGACACGCCUGGUUUCGCUAUAGAGGAGCAGUCGAAGCCACUGGAGACGAAGCUGAUAUCGCAGACGGCGGCGUUAGUCAUGCCCGAGGAAGUCGCCGAACAGCUGUUUAAGGAUGCGCUGACGGGUAAGUUCUUCUCCACUGUCGGUGUAGCGGGUUUCAUUCAAAGUACGCUGUGCUCGGGAAUGUCUCCCAUCACGUCGUUCAGUGAGCUGGUCUUGCAAAUGUUGCUGAUGGGUCUGCUGCGACUGGUCAGCGCGUUCUAUCUCAUCUCCUUCCAGAGAAUCGUCCUCAACUGCAUGAAGAUGCGUGAUAAAAAUAAGAAGUCUGAAUGAAUCCUCGUAUCUUGUAUGUGAUUCCUGUGCAAGAACACAUACAUGCGCCGUCAUUCCAAACCAAAGUUAUUUAAUGAUACUUUUUUUGUAAUAUUGUUUGGGCACAAUUUUUAUUUCUAAGUUAUCUACAAACUAUGAUUGGAUCCUAUCUAAUUUACUAUAUAUAUAUAUAUAUAUAUAUAUAUAGUAAAUUAAUAUAUAUAUAUAUAUAUAUUAUUAUCAGAAAAGCAAACUACACAGGAAUUCGCGUGACCUAAAAAAGUUGUCUGCUAACGUGAAAGUAUAGUUUUCAAGAUAUUCUUAUACAUAUUCUUACAUAUACAAAUAGGAUUUUAAUAUAAAUUAACUAUAAUCUUAAAAAACAAAGUAAUAAAGUAUUGAGGGUAACGAG